AUGUCUUCUCAACAUCAGCAGUGCAAGCAGCCCUGCCAGCCACCACCAGUGUGCACACCAAAAUGCCAUGACCCUUGCCCACCUUGCAAGUGUCCAGACCCUUGCCCACCUUGCAAGUGUCCAGACCCUUGCCCACCUAGAAAGUGCCCUGACCCAUGCGUGCCUCAGCAGUGCAAGCAGAAAUGCCCUCCUGGGGCACCUGUUCCACAUUGCUAG
Globicephala melas (long-finned pilot whale) is the source of this 216-nucleotide messenger RNA. RefSeq names its product small proline-rich protein 2D-like. The record is from RefSeq and is a predicted model, not a curated record. Gene Ontology annotation, cellular component: cornified envelope. NCBI's taxonomy places the organism in Eukaryota, Metazoa, Chordata, Mammalia, Artiodactyla, Delphinidae.